UCAAGGUGUUGCUGCUCCAAUUGGUAGAGGAAACAACCAAGCUGAUCGUGAGCGUGAGAAUGGAAAUGUUGAAACACAAAAUCGCAACGAUUUGGACUCGGAUUCAGAAGACGAGGAAUAUUUUCCAGUGGGUACCCAAAUGCCACAGCCAACCAAGACCAAAGAAGAAGACGAACUGUCGGCUACAAUUCCAUUUCUUUUGCGAGAAAACCAGGAUCGCUAUUAUCCAAAAUCUGAUGUCACAAUCCGUGAAUCAAUUGUUGAUACUUUGCUGCUAUGGAAUCGAAUGCCACUUUACAACAACAAGGAAAACGACUUCAUGUUCGUCCAGUUUAUGCUGAUCGAUGUAUUUGGUGGAGUUCAACUCUCAACUUGUGACCUUUCGGCCCAUCAGACAAAGUUGCGAUUUGUCAAAGAACUUUUGGCAAUUCGUGUGAAGGACGAUGUUCUCCGAAUGAAAAACUUUGAUGCGUAUGCAACACGUAUUAUGCAACAAUUCAAGGAAAAAUCUGAAUUAGAUAAAUAAUUCUACAUCUUUUGAACUUCUUUGAUGAUAUUCUUAAAACUUCUGAAAUUUCGAGAGUAUUUUACUUGAAAAUAUGUACAAAAUAGGUUGUAAUGCCUUCAUUUAAUUGAAAGU
Molecule: messenger RNA, 640 nt
Organism: Sitodiplosis mosellana (orange wheat blossom midge)
Lineage: Eukaryota; Metazoa; Arthropoda; Insecta; Diptera; Cecidomyiidae
Exons: 2
Coding region: 140-526 (128 amino acids)
Source: RefSeq, a predicted model, not a curated record